Messenger RNA from Anas platyrhynchos (mallard), 5309 nucleotides. The record is from RefSeq and is a predicted model, not a curated record. NCBI's taxonomy places the organism in Eukaryota, Metazoa, Chordata, Aves, Anseriformes, Anatidae.
CGUGGGGGCUGCGGGGAGGUUGCGGGGGGGCUCCCGGGGCUCGCAGCUCCCGGGGAGGCGCCGCUCGCUGCCCGUGUCCCCGCUGGCCGCCCGCGAUGCUCUGCCGGCCGUGCCGGGGCGGCGGCGGCCCGGGGAAGGGACGGAGGCGGGGGCUCGGGGGGCGCCGCUGGUAUUCCCCUCGGAGUUGAGCCCGGAGGGGAGGCAGGAGGAAAACAACAAGUAGUUGGCGCCGCGGGAGGAGGAGGGGAGCCGCUUUCUGCCCCCUAGCUCAGGCGCAGAAGCUCGUCCCCCCCGGACCCGCCCGCUCUGCCCCCUGCCCAGUCAUGUCCCACCCGGAGCGAUGGGGAAGCUCGAGGACAACGAGAGGGUGAUCCUCAACGUGGGGGGCACGCGGCACGAAACCUACCGCAGCACCCUGAAGACCCUGCCGGGGACCCGCCUGGCCCUGCUCGCCUGCGAGUCCCGCAGCGAGUCCCCCGGCGCCGAGGAGCCGUCGCCGCCGCCCCCGCCGCCCCCCAACCCGCCGCCCCUGGCCGGGGGCUGCCCGGAGCCCGGCAGCGGCUGCGGCCCCCGGCUCGGGGGCGGCGGCGGCGGGGCCAGCGAGUUCUUCUUCGACCGCCACCCGGGGGUCUUCGCCUAUGUGCUCAACUACUACCGCACCGGCAAGCUGCACUGCCCCGCCGACGUCUGCGGGCCGCUCUUCGAGGAGGAGCUGGCCUUCUGGGGCAUCGACGAGACCGACGUGGAGCCCUGCUGCUGGAUGACCUACCGCCAGCACCGCGACGCCGAGGAGGCGCUCGACAUCUUCGAGGCGCCCGACCUGCUGACGGGCGAGCCGCCCCCCGACGGCGACGACGACGACCUGGCGGCCAAGAGGCUGGGCAUCGAGGACGUGGGGGCUGCCGCCGGGGCCGCCGACGGCAAGGGGGGCCGCUGGAAGCGGCUGCAGCCCCGCGUCUGGGCGCUCUUCGAGGACCCCUACUCCUCGCGGGCCGCCAGGUUCAUUGCCUUUGCCUCUUUGUUCUUCAUCCUAGUUUCAAUCACAACCUUUUGCCUGGAAACACAUGAGGCUUUCAAUACUAUUAUAAAUAAAACUGAGCAGGUUGUCAAUGGAACAGAAACAGUACUACAGUAUGAAAUUGAGACAGAUCCUGCCCUCACAUAUGUGGAAGGAGUCUGCGUGGUAUGGUUUACAUUUGAAUUUUUAGUGCGUGUUGUUUUUUCCCCCAACAAACUUGAAUUCAUCAAAAACCUCUUGAAUAUCAUUGACUUUGUGGCCAUCCUGCCCUUUUACCUAGAAGUGGGCCUGAGUGGGCUUUCCUCCAAAGCUGCUAAGGAUGUACUUGGUUUCCUCAGGGUGGUAAGGUUUGUGAGAAUCCUGCGAAUCUUCAAGCUCACACGGCACUUUGUGGGCCUCAGGGUACUGGGCCACACUCUGAGAGCCAGCACCAACGAAUUUUUGCUGCUGAUAAUAUUCUUGGCACUCGGUGUUUUGAUAUUCGCCACCAUGAUCUACUACGCAGAGCGGGUGGGAGCUCAGCCCAAUGACCCAUCAGCAAGUGAGCACACACAGUUCAAAAAUAUCCCUAUUGGCUUCUGGUGGGCUGUAGUAACCAUGACCACCCUGGGGUAUGGGGAUAUGUAUCCACGGACUUGGUCAGGCAUGCUAGUGGGAGCCCUAUGUGCAUUGGCAGGGGUGCUUACUAUAGCCAUGCCUGUGCCUGUGAUUGUUAACAAUUUUGGGAUGUACUACUCCCUGGCCAUGGCAAAGCAGAAACUGCCAAGGAAGAGGAAGAAGCACAUCCCUCCAGCUCCUCAAGCUAGUUCUCCUACCUUCUGCAAGACGGACUUGAACAUGGCCUGUAAUAGCACACAAGGGGACAUCUGCCUUGGCAAGGACAACCAGUUGAUGGAGCACAACAGAUCAUCAGUGUUAUCAGGUGAAGACAGUGCAGGAAGUGAGCAGCCACUCUCACCUGGUGAAAGGCUCCCUCCCAUCAGACGCUCUAGUACCAGAGACAAAAACAGAAGAGGGGGAACAUGUUUCCUACUGACAACAGGUGAUUACACGUGUGCUACUGAUGGAGGGAUCAGGAAAGGCAGAAUUAUUCAGGCACUGUUGAAAAUAUUUGAGUAUGAAGAUAGUGAGACAGAGCAAAGCAAUGCUUUAACAGUAUUUUGCACAGACUCUACAAGGCUACGAAAAAUCUCGAAGCUUAAACAACAUAGCUGGCUUGACAGGCAAUGCUCUGCGACUGUCUCCAGUAACAUCACCCUACAGCUCACCUUGUCCUCUAAGGCGCUCUCGGUCUCCCAUCCCUUCUAUCUUGUAAACCAGAUGGCAUCAAUCGGCUAUAUAGUAUUAAUUCAAAUACUGUUUACCACAUAUUGGAUAUAAAUGUAGCAUUAACCAUAGGCUCCACAAAUAUGGUAUAAAUCCUGCAUGAUAUAACUGUCAGUAGUAAGAAAUGCCACUUGGGUAGCUGAAGAUUUUUAUCUUGGCUUUAAAAGAUCAUCUAAAGUAGCACUUCUUCUUUCAUCUACUUUAUUGUCCUACUUUCCUGUGGCAAUAAAAGGACAGUUAGUGGAUGCCAUUGGCCAGUAUAUUCAAUAAAUAAGCAGUUUUUCAGGGAAAUUUACUUAAAAUAAUGUGCUUCCAAAUAAUUAUCUGUCACCCCAUUGAACCUCCAUUUCUUGUGACUCUAAUCCAUUCUGAAGAUGUCUGGAAUCGUGUCUUGGUUGCGCACUAUGUGACUUGGGUCUGCUCAUUUGCAUGGACCAUCCUGUCUCCAUUACCUGACAAGCAGUGUUGCCGAUCACGGAGACCACAGAGGCCUCUGGAUGUGUGUACUCUCCAUGUACCAUCCUGCUGAAAUGAAAGCACUGAUAAACUGGUCUGCAUGUGGGAUUGUUUUUCUUUGUUUAACCUUCUCUUUUAUUUUUUAACGAUCUACUUGUUUAUAAAUGGUCUUAUUUUGUGAUUAACUUACUUUGGUACUGGAUUACUGUAUCAGAGUUCUGAAUGUCUCCGGUUGUUUGCACACAGAUAACUGCAAAGAGGUUGUCAUUACUGGUUACACGCAAGCAGAAGCCAGAUCUCUUUCUUAAUGGCUUGGGGAAGGCACAAAACAUGCAAGAAAGGUAAACGCCAUCCAGACUUGCAAUUUUAAGCUAGCAAGUGCUGCUUGGUACUGUAGUCAUUUCUCUACUCCAGGGUUCUUCAACAUUUUCAGAGGCUGAGUACCAAGCAAAAUCGAGAAGAUAACUGGGGGCUUUUUUGUUCCACUGUAAGAGUAGCUCUCAAGUGGGGUUUUUGACCAGACUUAUACCUCUGGCUCAUGAGCAUUUAAAAAUUCUUCAGUCAAUGUUUUUUGAGGUGCUUUGUCCUAUGUGUUGUUUGUCUGUCUGUUUUGCAACUUGUCUACUGUAUUCUCCAUCUGUCUCCAUAAAGCACAGAUACUGUUUAAAAUGCCCCCUCUUUUAAGGCUAAGACACUUUUCUCCUUUUCUCUAUUUUUUUUUUUUUCAUAUCAACUAUAUGUAUGUGUAUAAAUACAUAAAUAUAUUUUUCAAGUGCAAGUUAGUGUUAUAUAGACUAACUCAGAGUGAGCACUCUGAAGAUUUUUUGAGUGGGAUUUAGUAACAAUUUUACAAUUUUGACCGGUUGCCUAUUGCAUCAAUCCUCCACCUAGCAACCAGUAUCCAUUACAGUUCUGAAACUGUAUCUCCUCUAGUGGUUUUUUCAUUCCAUAUAAACCUGUAUUUAUGCAACGGAACAAAUGCAAUAGCAGUUUUGAUGUUCUGGGCUGGUGAGGAACAAUUACCCUAAAAUACAUAAGUUUAGAAUUUCAUAGGGUAGGGAAGUCUGUAACUACACAGAUCUUAAGAGAUCCUUGAGAUUGUUGAAUAAUCCCUGACUGUCAUGUUUUAUUUUUUGUUAGGACAAGAAUUAUAACUUAUUGUUGACCAUGUAACAUGCUCUUCUGUAUAUAGGCUAGCCCAAUAGCAUGACUUGCAUGUCAGAAUUCUUGUACAAUAAUGUAUUUAUCAAAGUAUACAUUUCUGAUAUUUAGAGAUGUACAUUGAUUUAGUUUUGGUAAAAUAUUGUCAAUAGAGAGAUAACUGCAAAAAAAAGCUUUUAGCAAAGGAAUUAAUAUAAUAUUUGGUGCUGCUGUUAUAUUAACUACAGUGUUGUACAGAAUUUAUCAUGGAUUUUUGACUGCUGAAAAAGGGACAAUGGAAUUUAGCCAUACCAAGGACUGUACUGGAAAGAGACUGCUGCUGCUGAAUGGGCCCUGAUAAACAGCUCACACCUUGAGGAGGUCACUGAGACUUUACUUGGGAAGUAGAGUUUGAUAAAGAAGAUUAACGACUGCUCAUAAUUACUGCUGCCAGAGGAAGGGGUGACUAGUCACUGUUGAUGAGUCAGCUGUAAAUAAAACGUGUGUGCAUGGAAUAUCAGUUUUUAUCUAUAUCAAAGAAAGCUGAAUUCAAGUAAUCAUUGCUAAGACUCCAUGCAAAGACCCACACCCUGAUGCAUAUUAUUCCUGGUUCCUGCAGUAAGUUGUGCUGUGAAUCAUACAAAGACACACACUUAAUAAUGAUAGUGAUGUAAACUACAUCUGUCUUAAAUUCUGUCAUAACAAAGGUAUAUUUUGCAAAGGUCACAAAAAUGAACAGAGUAGGUUUGCAUAAGUCCUCGCUUUCUCAGUUUGCCAUGAUCUAUAUUUGUAUGAAUUCUAGUGUAUAUGCCAAGUCCUAAGUUUUCUUUUCACUUUGAUAAGAGAAAUGUGACUGCAGACAAACAUCACUGACUUUGUUCACAGCACACAGUCUCCUUUCAUUGUUACCUCAGACUAUAAGUAUUAUGAGAAAUAAAAUUCUGGCAGCAAGACUAUUUUUUUUUUUUAAUUCAAAGUGUUGCAAACCCAACGUCAAUAAAUAUAAAAGAUGUAUUAAAAUUAUAUCUUAAAAAUGUAUAUUUUACAUAAAAGAUAUAUUCAUUGAUCAGCUACUUUCUGUGAUUUUUGUGGUAAAUGGAUCUAGUCUAUUCUAUGUUUAUGAGGCAUUGUAGUGGUAUGAUGUGGUAAUUAUGUUCUCUCCAUCUUAUUCAGUGAAAAAUUCUCCAAAAUCUGUUUUGUCACCCUGGUGUCCCAAUUGUAGGGACCUGUCCCAGUUGUGAAACUCUGUACUGUGGAACUUCUGUGAUCAUGUCAAGGUGCAUGCACAAUCCUGGUGGAAACCAGUGGCAAUGUAAUACCUGAAUUGGAGAAUAAAAGGCAAAAGACCUGGGGAGGAACUUGGAACAUA